AUGGCUUCAAACGGCACAACCCCCCACAACGGUGUGGGCAACGUCGGCAGUGGUGGUGGCAGCGACCACACGCCUUCCCAGCGCUACCUGUCGACCCGCGGCGAGGACACCGAUUUCUCCUUCGAGGAGGUCGUCCUCAAGGGUCUCGCCUCCGAUGGCGGCCUUUACAUUCCCUCCGAAAUCCCCCAGGCCGACAACUGGCAGUCCUGGAAGGACAAGUCCUUCACCGAGCUCGCCUUUGAGAUUCUCUCUCUCUACAUCUCCCCCGCCGAGAUUCCCUCGGAAGAUCUCAAGGGAAUCAUCGAGAGGAGUUACUCCACCUUCCGCGCCCCCGAGACCACCCCUCUUCGUCACCUCAACGACAACUUGUACCUGCUCGAGCUCUUCCACGGCCCGACCUUUGCCUUCAAGGACGUCGCUCUGCAGUUCCUCGGCAACCUGUUCGAGUACUUCCUCGUGAGGAAGAACGAGGGCAAGACGGGACGUGACAGGCAUCACCUUACUGUCGUCGGCGCCACGAGCGGCGACACGGGCUCCGCCGCCAUCUACGGCCUCAGAGGCAAGAAGGAUGUCUCCGUCUUCAUCCUCCACCCCAAGGGUCGUGUGUCCCCCAUCCAGGAGGCCCAGAUGACCACCGUCCUCGACGACAAUGUCCACAACCUUGCCGUGACCGGCACAUUUGAUGACUGCCAGGACAUUGUUAAGGCCCUCUUCGCCGACCCCGAAAUCAACAAGACGCACAACCUUGGUGCCGUCAACUCGAUCAACUGGGCUCGCAUUCUCGCGCAGGUCGUCUACUACUUCCACGCCUACUUCGCCCUCAUCAAGUCGUCAGAGACGCUGAAGCUCGGCGACAAGGUCCGCUUCGUCGUGCCGACGGGCAACUUUGGCGACAUUCUGGCUGGCUACUUUGCCUUCCGCAUGGGCCUGCCUGUGGCCAAGCUCGUCGUCGCGACAAACGAGAACGAUAUUCUCCACCGCUUCUGGACCACGGGCCGCUACGAGAAGCACGAGGCCCACGGUGCCGAGGCCGCCGGUGGCCUCGCCCAGGACGGUGCCAAGGCGCACGAGGACGGUGCCAAGGAGACGCUGAGCCCGGCCAUGGACAUUCUCGUGUCCAGCAACUUUGAGCGUCUCCUCUGGUUCCUCGCGUACGAAUUUGCCUCGAGCGUCGGCAUGGGUGACGAGUGGAACAAGAAGCAGGCGGGCCAGGAGGUCACGACAUGGCUGUCAGAGCUCAAGACCAAGGGCGGCUUCGGCCCCGUCUACAAGGACGUCCUCGCAAGCGCGCGCCGCGACUUUGAGAGCGAGCGCGUCAGCGACGAGCAGACGACGGAGACGAUCAGAAACCUGUACAACAGCAGCGCCGCGUACGUGCUCGACCCACACACGGCCGUCGGCGUCGCGGCAUCGCUGCGGUCGAUCGAGCGCAGCGGGCCUGAGGUGCCGCACAUCUCGCUGUCGACGGCGCACCCGGCCAAGUUUGCUGGCGCCGUCGAGCUGGCGCUCAGGGACGAGGCCGGCUUUGACUUUGCCGGCAAGGUGCUGCCGCAGGAGUUUGUCGGGCUCGAGAGCAAGGAGAAGAGGGUGUCGGAGGUGGCGGCCGACUGGAAGCAGGUGCGCGCUGUGGUGACGAAGCAGGUCGAGGAGGAGCUCAAAGGCCACUCGAGCUAA
Molecule: messenger RNA, 1674 nt
Organism: Verticillium dahliae VdLs.17
Lineage: Eukaryota; Fungi; Ascomycota; Sordariomycetes; Glomerellales; Plectosphaerellaceae
Product: threonine synthase
Exons: 3
Coding region: 1-1674 (557 amino acids)
Biological process (GO): L-threonine biosynthetic process
Molecular function (GO): pyridoxal phosphate binding; threonine synthase activity
Source: RefSeq, a predicted model, not a curated record